GUGACGCCCGCAGCAGUCCGUGCCACUAGCGCUGAAGUGCGAAGAAAAGAAAGACCAGCGAGGUGCGCGCCACGCACUAGUAUCACAGCGAGCUGUUAGAAGAAGAAGCAUCCUCGUCAUGGCCACACAGCAGAAUGGGCUUCCCGAUUCGAAAAACCCCGCUACGCUUCCAGAGCCGCCAGAACAGUCAGAGCAGCCAAAUAGCGGAAACAAGAAGCAGAAGAAAAGGAAGAAGCGCCGCUCAAAAAGCCCGCGUAAGGCCAGCGACGGCUCGCAGGAGUCGACGCUCACUUCGCAAGCAUCGGCGGCAUGGAGUACACUCCUGACCACGGAAGACGGGGAAACGGACAACGCAUUGCCGUUCCAAAGUGCAAAGCGUCCGAAAGUCUCCUCGGGUAGUGCAUCGGCUGACAGCGCCGCGCCCCUAGCAGCCGGAUGGCUAACACGCAAAGAUCCCACCAGCAGCGACGCGCCGCAACAGCAACAGAUGACCGUCGCCAAAAGGAGCACGCCUGUCGAAGCAUUGCCGCAGACGACCACCGCCAAAAGCAGCUCGUCUGCUAAGCAAUUGCAAAAGACGGCACUCGCGGAGAGUAGCACGUCUGCUAAGGAAGUGCCAGAGCCCCGUGCUCCAUCAAGACGGGAACGACUGCCGUCAGAAGCCUCAUUCGUCGGCAUGUCGUUCGGCACGUCUGGUCCAAGCAGCAGGCGGACAUCGUCUCGUCACUGGGGCGGCAGCCUGUUCGACCUGUCUCCCAGCACCAGGCUCGACGAGACGACGCUGGUGCUAGGAUCUCGCGCGAGCAUGCCCGAGAUCUUUGGAGGCUGGGCCCCAGACGACAGGUCGCCGGAACGUCAAGGCGCCGGCGCCGCGACGGGAGGCAGGGCGGCGGAGUCGCUCCAACGUCCCGCGUCACCUAAAGACGGUGCCACGCCGUCGCGACUCUCCAGAGGACCAAGGCGACUCUCUGCCGUGCGAUGGCUGUCCGAUACCGAGCAAACACCGGAUAGACGUUCCGCAGCGGGCACUUCGGCAGCGCUGUCACCAGGACAUCCGACGAAAGGCGCUCGGACCGAGUCUGAGAUGCGGGCAGGGCGAGCUCCACACGCCGCAGUCAGAGUUCCGCGGAGCGCCAGGCUAGGUCGCGAAGAAAUGGCGGUCGCCUGCUCCCUCUGCUGUACGUUCUGGCUGGCGUCGCUCGGCGUCCUGCUGCUUUUCUGGGGUCACGCGGCGGACGACCGCGACGACCCGCUGUGCAAGACCGAGGACUGCGUCAGGCACGCCGAGCUCAUCACCGGCAUCACCGCCGCGACGAACGUGGAUCCCUGCGAAGACUUCGGUGCUUACGUCUGCUCGGCCUUGUCGUCACCAGCCAGCCUUGCUGCUCGAGGUCGGGCUGGCCACCAGCACGCGGUGCCCUCCGCCGUGGACGCCGCCGUCUACGCUUGGUUGGACGGCUUGGGAGAGACGCUGCGCAACGGCAGCUUCGCGCUGCCAGCCGGUCGCAAGCCCCUGAAGAUGUACGAGCUGUGCAUGGGAGGAGACGACUCGCACCACUACGGCGCCGACCCGACAGAGUUCUUGCGGUUCUUGAGAGAGGUCGGGCUGAGCUGGCCCGAGGACCCACCGAAAGGCGUGGACGCCAUCUCCGUCUUCGUUUCGCUCGCCUUCAACUACGAGGCUCCGGCGUGGUUCUCGGUGGCCGUCGCGGAGUCGCCGUCAGGCUCUCAGGACUGGAGGCUCGUCGUCUCUCCGGACCGUUACACGUCCGCGCUGUGGGCGCAUCACAAGACCACGGUCAAUUCCGGGGCGUACGUCUCCUUUUGGCAAGGUAUGUGGCGAUCGCUGGUGGGCGACUCUGCGGCUUCCCUCGAUGAUAACGCAAUCAACAAGACGGCUGCCAUGGAAGACGACGUUUUGUGGAAGCUUUACCGAGCGCUGACGAAGCCGCUGAAAAGGACGGCGCUGUCCUCACUCGCGGAACUUGCAAACUACACGACCUCGAUUUCGUCCGCGAGUUGGUUCAGGGCGCUGACGUUGAGUCUUCCGCUGCGUCCUACGCUCGCUACCGAGAUCUUCCUAACGGACGUAGCCUACGUGAGAACCAUCGGCGACCUGUUCGCCACGUACGACGACCAGAAGCUGGUACGGCAUCUGUCUUGGAGCUUCGUGAAGAUGUAUGGACCAGUCGUGAACCCUCAGUUGUUUGUCGAUCGCCUCGAGGACGCCAAGAUCGCCCUACUCUACCGUCCCUUGUUUUGCGGCGUCAACGUCGAGGUUCCGUACAAGCUGCUUGUUUCGGCCCUGUACUUCGUCGCGCGAAUUUCCGACCACGACAAGGCGUCCGUCGACGCCACUUUCGACAGCCUGAUCCUCGCGGCUGCGGAAAAGGUGUCCAACUCCAGUUGGCUGGACGCCGACAGCAAGCACCCGGUCGAAGCAAAGAUCAAGGCCGUCAACGCGAGUAUCUGGCCCGACGAGGAGCUCCUGAGGACGGACGUCCUGGAAGCCAUGCACGAGGAGUUUCCCGAAGACAGGUCCUCUUUCUCCGCGUACUGGGUCGCCUCUCGGAGGGCGAUUCGUCGGGCCAAAAGUCGGACGCUCUACCGUCGACACUCGGUGGGCCCGAUCGGUUCCGAAGAACCGUACCUGACUUACGACGCCGUCGCGAACAACGUACUGGUCGCCUUGGGCGCACUCGUCGCGCCACUGUACUACCGGAACGGCACCCGGGGCGCGCUGUACGGCGGCAUCGGCUUCCUGAUGGCACUCGAGAUCGUCAAGUCGAUCGACCGGGAAGGCCUGCGGUGGGACCCCAACGGCAACGCAGUCGAUUCGUUUCUGUCGCAGUUGUCGCUGGAGGAGUUCGUCUUGCUCAACUCGUGCCCCGGCCGAGGGCAGCGACAGACCGCGUUCCCGGAGAUUCCAGCCCUGGAAGUGGCGUACGCCGCGCUCCAGAGGGCGCUGAAGAAGGACGGGCGUCGUUACAGAAUCGCCAGACACCUGACUGAAGAAAAGGUGUUCUUCAUAACCCUCUGCUACGUGACGUGUGCGCUGAGGGGCACGGACAACCACACGGGCACCGACUGCAACAAGGCGGUGAAAAACUUUCCCGAGUUUGCGAGGGCGUUUUCCUGCCCCCGUGGGUCCAAGAUGAACCCGCGCACGAAGUGCGUGUUUUUCAACUGAACGAGAUGUGAAAGCCGAUUGAUGACUGGGGUCUAUCGACCUUCCUAACCGACCCUCAUUUGAAAAUAUACCUCGAUGGGACGAUCUUGUUUCGUCGUGUUAAAGCUCGGAGAAAGUGCGACUGGACUACGACAGAAGCAGGAAGCGUUGGCCAUUCGCCCGCUUUCGUGCGAAUGCCGUUCCGGUCUUCAAUGCGGUGUCUCAUUUUGUUUCUCUGCUUGAGGACUUAUUCGGUGUCGUGUGCGUCGUUUAGUUCAGCACUUAUUCGGGGUCUAGUCAUGACGUGUCGCUGUGUGUGUCACGUGCACAAAACAAAACGGUACAUCUUGCUUUUGCGAACGUAUUAUUUUUUAACGAUUGGGACAUUUUCUUUUUCUUUUGUUUCGUUUUUCUUUCUCCGGCCUUUCUGACCGUGCGCCCCUUUUCUCGUGCCUUCACUGUCUUCAGUGCGUGAUUAUUGGAGAAUGCGGCCCCGCAGUCACAAUGCAUUGCACGCUCUCCAGAACCUGAAUAAGGCUCCUUCGAGAAUCGUGUGUGUAUGUACACAAUUAAAUUCGGAGCGCAACCCGCUGGUUCUGAAAGAGCGAGGGCACCGUCUAUAAUGUGGACUAAUUUGGUUUUUUUUUUUAGAUCCAUCCGACCACGACAAGGCUGCGACAAAAAAAAAAGUCAUGUCUGCAAUCGCCCCUUCGCUCCCGGUUUUCCUCGAGAACUUUUUUUUUUCUUGCGUAAAAAACAGCUCGUAUAGGUAUAGCUUCUUGUUAUCGUCGUUACACUUAUUGUUUCCCGUCAUCAUCCGUAACGCUUGCUUUCAACGUUGAUUUCAACGUUGCCUUUCGCGCGACCCCGUGCAUUCAUGCCGGCGGCUGUUUUUUUUUUUUUUUUGUGAGGCAGCGUUGCCCGAUUCCUCUGAUUUCGAGGAGAGCCGACAGGCCGAGCCACAGAGAGAAGCAGCCUUUAUCGAAGCGAGGAAGCGGCUUUUAUUUACAAUUGCGAGCGAGCGAUGUGAAAAACGCCUGAAGCGAUCGAGCUUUGCUUGGGGCAGAAAUUACAUCCGUGGGCGCUUAGCGCGGGCGUCGCGUUGGAACGGCUGACCCGUCACAUUUUGCUUGCCUCGGUUCGUUGAAGAUAAGUGGGCAUUGAUGCGACAGCAAGCUCAGUGCAUCGCCUCAUUGUGAACGCUGCGAAAUAAUCGAGAAAAAGCGACGCUUGCUGAAAUGGCGUAAUCUCGAGGCGGGGACUAGCUUCCACACUGAUUAGCUUCCACACUUCCACACUGACGGACGGACGGACGGACGGACGGACGGACGGACGGACGGACGGACGGACGGAAAACUUUAUUGAAGGUCCUGAGGUGAACGACUCAGCGCGCUGCGGGCCGCUCCCACGUUGGGACAGUCAGGCCACGCCCGACCGCCGCAUCGUGGGCCCUCUGGACAGCCCAUAUUUGCGCCCCGGCAUCGGGGCUCUUGAUAGCGGAGAGCCACAUGUCCUCCUUGAUUUGUUCCGUGCCUCGCAACAAGGGGCAACUCCUAGAGCAUAUGGUCUAAGCUAGCUAAGUCAUUGCAGUGCCUGCAAGAACUACUGGCAUAAGUGUCGGGAUAAAGCUUGCGUAAUAAAGCCGGGCUGGGAUACGAGCCUGUCUGCGAUAAGCGGAGGGUCAAUGCCUGCGCUCUACUUAACUUCUGGUGAAGAAGGGGAAAGUCUCUCCUGCUGAGAUAAAAGUGCUGCUUAAUUUCAUUGUAUGUGGUCGAUUGAUCUCUGUUCUCCGACUGUGAAAAAAAAUUGGGCCUUUCUUUAUGCCGUGAAGUGAACCUAGGCGAAAGCUUUCCGAGAAGGCCAAUUUCCGAGAGCUACCUGAACAAUGAAUCCAGACCCUGUUUUUAAGGGCAGGGCGUAUGGGGCCGCGUACCGCACGCGGCGAUAAAUUUUGUUUCGAGCACCGAACAGACGUCUGUGAUCGG
Molecule: messenger RNA, 5154 nt
Organism: Dermacentor albipictus
Lineage: Eukaryota; Metazoa; Arthropoda; Arachnida; Ixodida; Ixodidae
Product: endothelin-converting enzyme 1-like
Biological process (GO): protein processing
Cellular component (GO): plasma membrane
Molecular function (GO): metalloendopeptidase activity
Source: RefSeq, a predicted model, not a curated record